Molecule: messenger RNA, 2171 nt
Organism: Nothoprocta perdicaria
Lineage: Eukaryota; Metazoa; Chordata; Aves; Tinamiformes; Tinamidae
Gene: RUFY4
Product: RUN and FYVE domain containing 4
Exons: 11
Coding region: 28-1989 (653 amino acids)
Biological process (GO): positive regulation of autophagosome maturation; plus-end-directed vesicle transport along microtubule
Cellular component (GO): autophagosome; lysosome; late endosome
Source: RefSeq, a predicted model, not a curated record
UCUUGGCAGAGCCCUGGGGCAGGAGCCAUGGCCGAGGAUGGGGAGCUCGCCCGCGUCAUCAAGGAUCUGCAGAAGACCGUCGCCGAGCUGAACCGGAGCUACCRGGAGCAGAACCUGCCGGUGACGGACGGGAGCCGGGAGCUGCACAGCCUCUGCGCCCAGCUCGAGUUCCUCCUCCAGUUCGACCUCAAGGAGAAGAGGAACUUCUUUGGGCAGCGGAAAGACUAUUGGGACUUCCUGUGCCAGGGCCUGGCGCGGCGCCGGCAGGAGCACGAGGGCGUUCGCUUCGUCGCCUCGCUGGACAAGCUGAAGACGCCGCUGGGCCGGGCCCGGGCCUUCCUGCGCUACUGCCUGGUGCACCGGCAGCUGGCCGAGUCGCUGCAGCUCUGCCUGCUCGACCCGCAGAGCCUCAGCGAGUGGUACUACGCGCGCAGCCCCUUCCUGAGCCCCCAGCGCCGCGCCGAGAUCCUGGGCAGCCUCUACGAGCUGGACGGCGUCACCUUCCACCUGGCGCUGCGCCGCGCCGACCUGGACGCCGCCUGGCCCAUGUUCUCGGAGACGCUGCCACGGGCCAGCCCAGCGCCCGCCGGCUGCCCAGAGAAGAUGCUCAACGGCAGCGAUGCAGCGGGCAGCCCCGUGGUGCCCGCUCCCCGCUGUGACCCCAUCGCUGCCCGCUCCCCCUCGCCCAGGAGCAGUCCUUGGCCGAGCUGCGUGGGGCGCACGCGGCGCUGCAGGAGCUGGCCGAGCGCCUGCGUGCCGAGGCGGCGGCGCGGNCAGGCGCGCGAGGCCGAGGCGCUGCGGGACACCAACGCCUUCCUGGGCGCCACGCUGGCGCGCCUGGGCGCCGAGCUGGCGGAGCUGCGCCGGCACGCACCGCGGGACACCGAGGUGGCCCAGGAGCGGCUGCUGCUGGAGGCCAGGGCGGCCGCGGCGCCGGGCGAUGCGGCCCUGCCGGAGACACCGCGGGCGCUGGCGGAGGAGGAGGAGGCACGGGGCUGGCGCGAGGCCGCGGAGGCGCCGGCCGCCCGGCUGGCCGCGGCGCUGGCAGAGCGCGACGCCCUGGCCUCGCGCCUCGCGGCCAGGGCGGCCGCGGCGCCGGGCGAUGCGGCCCUGCCGGAGACACCGCGGGCGCUGGCGGAGGAGGAGGAGGCACGGGGCUGGCGCGAGGCCACGGAGGCGCCGGCCGCCCGGCUGGCCGCGGCGCUGGCAGAGCGCGACGCCCUGGCCUCGCGCCUCGCGGCCUCGGAGGCUGCGGCGCKGCAGCAGCAGGAGCAGCAGGAGCAGCUCCGGGCGGCGCUGCGGGAGCACCGGGCGCUGGAGCAGCGGGCGGCCGCGGAUGCCCAGGACAGUGCCCGCCGGCUGGCAGCCGCCCAGGCGGAGCUGGCCGCCCUGGAGGAGGCGCUGAGGGAGGCGCUGGAGCGGGUGCGGGAGCCCCGCGCGGAGCAGCCGGCGGCGGCUGGCRCGGAGCCGGAUCCCAGCACCGCGGCCAGCAUGGUGACGCUCCUGGCCUCCGUGGCCGCCGCGGCACGGGAGGAGGCUCAGCAGAGCCGGCAGCAGCUCCAGGCCCAGCGGCAGGAGGUGGAGCGGCUGCAGCAGCAGCUGGGCAGAGCGCGGCAGGACGGAGAGCGCUGGGCAUCGGCCCUGCAGCGGGCGCAGCGCGAGGCCAUGGAGCGCGAGGCCACGCGCGGCGAGGAGCAGGCCCGGCAGCAGGAGCUCAUCCGCGACAUGAAGGGGCGGCUGCUGGAGCUGCUGCGGGAGAAGGAUGCGCUGUGGCAGAAGACGGAGGGCAUAGACCCGCAGAUGCCCAGCGUGGCGCCUCGCAACCUGGGGCUGUGCGCCCGCUGCCGCAAGGAUUUCCGCCUCCUCUCGCGGCGAUACAGCUGCAGGUUGUGCCAGGGCAAGGUGUGCCACGCGUGCUCGGUGGACGUGGGGAAGCAGGGGCGGUGCUGCCUGCUCUGCUACCAGCAAAGGCAACAGCAGCCCRCGUGAGGCGGCACUGGCUCUGUCAUGCUGUGCUCGGACACGCGCUCCAGCCACCGUCUGCCUCCUUGGGGACUCACAUGAGCCAAGGACCUGGGCGUCCAGGACCUGCUGUGCAGGCCCUUCCACUCAGGAUUGGGGAUUUUGGACACAUCUUUCACGUGGCUGGUCCAUGGAGAGGAAAACAACCC